Tinamus guttatus (white-throated tinamou) is the source of this 2574-nucleotide messenger RNA. NCBI's taxonomy places the organism in Eukaryota, Metazoa, Chordata, Aves, Tinamiformes, Tinamidae. The record is from RefSeq and is a predicted model, not a curated record.
AUGGAGAGAGUGGUGCUCGCCUUGGUGGUCUUCUCCUCGCUUGCAGCAUUCGCAGACACCAUCACCCCAAAGCGUGGUAUCGACAUCUACAGCCUCCAUGUGGACUGCAGAGUCACGUCCCGAUUUGCUCACACUGUCAUCACCAGCAAAAUUGUCAACCGGGCAAAUGAAUCCCGCGAGGCCACCUUUGAAGUGGAGCUCCCCAAGACCGCCUUCAUCUCCAACUUCUCCAUGUCCAUCGAUGGCAAAGUGUACCCGGGAAUAAUAACGGAGAAGGCAUCUGCUCAGCAGCAGUAUGACGCUGCGGUCUCGCAGGGGCAAAGCGCUGGCCUUGUGAAAAUUGUGGGGAGAAAACUGGAGCAGUUUCAGGUCUCGGUUGGCGUCGCAGCGGGCAGCAAGGUCACUUUUGAGCUGACGUACGAGGAGCUGCUGAAGCGGCAGCUGGGCAAGUACGAGCUGCUGCUCAAGGUCAGGCCCAAGCAGCUGGUCCAACACUUCCAGAUGGAUGUGCACAUCUUCGAGCCCCAAGGCAUUCGCUUCCUGGAGACCGACAGCACUUUCCUGACAAAUGAGUUAACAGAGGCACUCACAAAAGUGCAAAAUGAAACCAAGGCUCAUAUUGUGUUUAAGCCAACGGUAGACCAGCAAAAAAAUCCUGAUGCGGGUGAAACCCUCCUCAAUGGUGAUUUCAUUGUGCGUUAUGACGUUGAGAGAGGUGCAACUGCAGGUGAUAUACAGAUCGUCAAUGGAUAUUUUGUGCAUUAUUUUGCCCCGCACGAAAUGCCAGCGCUUCCCAAAAAUGUCAUCUUCGUAAUAGAUCGCAGUGGCUCUAUGGCAGGCAGAAAAAUCGAGCAGACGAGGGAUGCUCUCCUGAAGAUCUUGCAAGACCUGCGAGCAGAGGAUCGCUUCAGCUUUAUCACCUUUAACAGCAAAGUUUCGGAGUGGAGGAGCUCCCUGCUGGAGGCCACAGCAGAGAACGUGGCGAGUGCUGUGGCGUUCGUGCAGACUCUUAGCGCCAGCGGAGGCACAGACAUCCACCAGGCCCUGCUGAGAGCGGUGGUCACGCUGCAUCAAGCCAAGGCGCUGCCCGAGCGCAGCGUAUCCAUGAUCAUCUUGCUGACAGAUGGCCAGCCCACCUCUGGUGAGACCAAGGUGGAAGUAAUCCAAGAAAACAUCCAGAAAGCCAUCGGUGGGAAGUUUGCCCUCUUCUGCCUUGGCUUUGGUUUUGAUGUGAGCUAUAAGUUCCUUGAGAAAAUGGCCUUGAGCAAUGGGGGACUCGCACGACGUAUAUAUGAAAACGCGGACGCAGCCUUGCAGCUCCAGGGUUUUUAUCAAGAGGUGGCUACUCCAAUAUUAAUGCAAAUUGAAAUGCAGUAUCCAGAAAAUGCCAUCGAGGGGUUAACCAAGAACAAUUUCAAGCUGUUUUUUGAGGGCUCUGAAAUCGUGGUGUCUGGAAAAAUCAGCAACGAGCUUGAUCUUCUGCCAGUAGAAAUUAAAGCUCAAUCACAUACGAGUGACUUGACUCUUAAAGAAGAAGCAAACAUUAAAGAGAAGGAGCAAGUAUUUCAAAAUCAGAGCUACAUCUUUGGAAAUUUCAUUGAGAGACUGUGGGCUUAUUUAACCAUCCAGCAGCUUCUAGAAAAAUCUGUUUCAGCCCCUGCUGGCCAGCAGAAGGCCCUGGAGGCCCGUGCCCUGGAGCUGUCCCUGCAGUUCGGCUUCGUCACUCCCCUCACCUCCUUGCUGGUCACCAAACCCGCGGAGCAGCCGCAGGCAGAGCUGGCCAACAAGCCCAGCGAGGCCGGUCGCUGGCGCUCCCUGCUCCAGUCUGGCAGCAACAAGAAACUGCACUCGCCAGCUCUCAGGUUAAUGGAACAAGGAAGAUCCCAGCCUCUUGCUAGUGAAUAUCCCCAGUUUCUCUUGCAAUUACCUGGACAAAAUGAAAUCAUCUGCUUAAAUACUGGUGGGCAAGGCCAGACUUCUGCAGACCUGCUGUCUGAUCCGGUGCAAGGAAUCUCCGUCACUGGGAAUCUUGGGGACAAAACAAAUCACUUUGUGCAGUUGGAAAUUACCUACGUGAAUCCCCCAGUGCAAGUGCACGUCUCCAGGGACGCCGUGAUCAUCCACCAGGACCACGAGGCCGAGCGGCUGCCGUGGGCCGAGUCGUGGUCCAGGGUGUAUUUGUACGUAGUCUGCAGUGAUACAGACCUGUUGUGUGGCAACUGGAGAAAAGACGGGCUGAGAAUCUCGGUUGAAAAGGAACGAAGCCUGACACUGUCACUGCCUGAGACGGUCACAGUGAAAGUGUCCUUCAUAAAGCAGCCAGAACAUUUUCUCGGACUGUAUUUCUUGGACACCAACCAUUUUUCUGACAAAGUCAGUGGAUUUCUUGGUCAGCUGUAUUCAAAAACACAGGUGGAGAUUAAGCCCGGUGUAAAUCAGAGAGAUGAUGAAAGAGUCCUAAGCGUGUCUGGAUCUGAGCACAGAGUUACCAGGCAAUACAAGAAAGACUACAGGCUUGAGUCAGCUGGUGAUCCUGUGUCCUGCUGGUCAUUAGAUUAUUCACCUCGAGAAUAA